Racocetra persica is the source of this 254-nucleotide messenger RNA. NCBI's taxonomy places the organism in Eukaryota, Fungi, Glomeromycota, Glomeromycetes, Diversisporales, Gigasporaceae. The record is from the annotation of a GenBank genome assembly.
CUAAUUCGUCACAAUACCUUCUUUCCAUUGUGUUCUUAUUUGGUGACGAGUUUGAGUUGUUUCUUAUUUCAUUUAACGCAGGAAUACUCCCGGUUUUUAUAUUUCCAACUGGUGAGGUCCUUGUCGAGGAACAACUAAAAGAUUACGUGGAUAAUCUUCAAUCGAACAAAAUUGGAAACAUAACCGAUGAACGGCAUCAAGCAGAAUGUCAAGCAUUCAUAGUGUUAGCCGAUACAAAGUUGAAAAACGCACUG